Molecule: messenger RNA, 1920 nt
Organism: Alnus glutinosa
Lineage: Eukaryota; Viridiplantae; Streptophyta; Magnoliopsida; Fagales; Betulaceae
Exons: 5
Coding region: 174-1343 (389 amino acids)
Biological process (GO): base-excision repair
Molecular function (GO): DNA-3-methyladenine glycosylase activity
Source: RefSeq, a predicted model, not a curated record
CCCCACUUUAAACUUUAUAAAACCCCACAUCAUCCCUAAAUCCUCAUCAAGUCCUUCACCACUUUCAUUGCCUUUCUUUCAACCCCAUCUCUUAUUCUCUCAUUUCUCCCAAUAAUCUGUUGUACUACCCAAAUCAUUCAUUUCUUCCCAUCCACAAAAAGCACAUAAAAAAAAUGUGUUCCCCUAAAUUGAAAUGGCAGAGGGAGACUAAUGCUACCCUGACAAUUGCUCAAAUCAAUGGACGUCCUGUCCUUCAGCCAACUUGCAACCAAGUUUCUAGCUUAGAAAGACGCAAUUCAGUUAAGAAGACUUCCCCAAAAAAAAUCCCUUCUCCACCAUCUAUUCCUUCACCAACUGAAACAGCUAAUCCUAAAACAAAGCCUUUUUCAUUGUCCCCGCCUAUCUCACCCAACUUAAAAUCACCUAGACCACCGGCGCUUAAGAGAAACAAUGAUCUUGAUGGGCUGAAUUCUAGAGCUGAGAAGGUCUUGACACCACAAUGCUUGACUAAGCAGGCAAGUUUGAUAAAAAAGUCGAAAAAAUCUGGUGGGGUUGCAGCUGCACCUUCUGUUGACACCUUCCAAUUGAAAUAUUGUUCCUCCGUGAUAAUUGAGACCCCAGGAAGCAUAGCAGAGGCCAGGAGGGAACAUGUUGCAAUGAUGCAACAACAACGAAAGAUACGAAUUGCCCAUUAUGGAAGAACAAAAUCUGCCAAGUAUGAAGGGAAGGUAGCUCCUCUUGAUUCAUUGAGUGGUCAGGAAGAAAAGAGAUGUACUUUCAUCACACCUAAUUCAGAUCCUAUCUAUGUUGCUUAUCACGAUGAAGAAUGGGGAGUUCCUGUCCAUGAUGAUAAGCUGUUGUUUGAAUUGCUAGCGUUGACUGCUGCACAAGUUGGAUCAGAUUGGACUUCAGUCUUGAAGAAACGGCAAUUGUUUAGGGAUGCUUUUUCAGGUUUUGAUGCAGAAAUUGUUGCCAAAUUCAUUGAAAAGGAGAUAACUUCAGUUAGUGCUAAGUAUGGCAUAGACUUAAGCCAAGUUCGAGGAGUUGUUGACAACUCCAAUCGUAUUCUUCAGAUUAAGAGAGAAUUUGGGUCAUUUGACAAGUAUUUGUGGGGAUUUGUGAACCACAAGCCGAUUUCCACUCAAUACAAAUCAUGCCACAAGAUCCCUGUGAAGACCUCAAAAUCAGAAACCAUAAGCAAAGACAUGGUGAAGAGGGGUUUUAGGUCGGUUGGCCCUAUUGUCAUCCACUCACUAAUGCAAGCCGCUGGCCUCACCAAUGACCACUUGAUCACUUGUCAGAGACACCACACCUCCAAUGCGCCGCCGAUUGUCCUGCAGUAACCGCCGCCUUAUAGAAUCACAUGACAAAAUGAAAAAUUAAUCAAGCAUAAGCAAUAGUAGAUGAUUUUCUAACCAAAGACAUUUGCUUUUCGUAUUUUAGUUGUGUGUAGUGGGAUAUAAUAUAAUAAAAGUAGUUUUGAAGGCAGAGAUCGAUAGGAUGAGAUGAUUAGAGAGAAGAAUAAAGGCAAUUGAGAGAAGAAUCAGAGGGACAGACAGCAUGUGCAGGAGGGCAGGCAAUGGCAUGUGUGCGAUGUGGUGUCAAUGACUCUCACUACUUCUGACCACCACCACAUCCCACCUUUUCCUUCCUUUUAUCAGGCUGUAAAGGAUAAUCAGAGCAGGACAGGUGGCCCAGCCCGCGUAUCUUCUCCUUUCCUUAGACUGGAUAAGAAUUAUUAAUUCUGCUCCAAGGCUACAGUGUUUUGUUCAGAUCAGUCAAUCAUACCAUUGUCUUUUUUCCUUAGUUAUCAUCUGUAAGGAUCAUAAACAAGUCUGCUGUAAACUUCACUGUCUGAGUGUUUUUCUUCUUCCUUGUACUGAAUAAACAGGUUUGAACUAAUGUCAAACAUAUUCUCCA